This is a messenger RNA of Debaryomyces hansenii CBS767, 867 nucleotides long. RefSeq lists its product as uncharacterized. The coding region runs from base 1 to 867 and encodes 288 amino acids. The record is from RefSeq and is a predicted model, not a curated record. The transcript has a single exon. NCBI's taxonomy places the organism in Eukaryota, Fungi, Ascomycota, Pichiomycetes, Serinales, Debaryomycetaceae.
AUGAUGCAGCUGCAAAGAAGACAUUCGGAUGGAAAGGAGUUCGACUCGGACAUAGAAAGGUUGAUUAGGGACGACGAGCCAGAAAAGAAAAAGAGAUACCUCGUAGCGCAUAGUAUGUUGUUGUUGAUUCCCAUUUUGAUGAUAGUGUUGGUAUUUUUGGGGAUGAAGGGAGCGUGUGGAUAUAAGUCGGAGAUGUCAUCGACUGACCAAUUCAAGGUGGAGCAGGCAGAAUUGAUGCAUCGUCUCUACCACCAAAAAUCACAAGAAGAAGAAACAACUUACAUGCCUAGUAUGCGCUGGAACCGUAAGGGCCCUACCGCUACAAGUGACGUGGGUUUGUUGGACUUGGGCUCACUCAGUGAGUCCAAAACGGUAUCAGAAGAGAUUUUGAAGUUAGACGAUCAUAUCAAACAGAGCAACAAGCCCUCGGCCACUGCUAUAGAGUCCAACACUAUUAACGUGGCAUUUGACUUGAAAGAAAUGAUGCUGAUUUCUCCGGUGACCAUUUUACUCGACGACAAUGUGACUUCGUCUCCCGAAAAGAAUAAGUUCCUUGAGAUCUUGUUCAAAUCACUCAGCAUCAACCCAGAACCUAAAGUGGUUAAUUUGUCCAAGCACCCACAUCAUACUGAGAUAGUGGAUUACUUGCAUAACUACGCCAAGCACGAAUAUGGGACUUCGGAUGACGAGGUGUUCGAAGAUGACGAGGAUGAAGACGAACAAUCUUCUCCAGCUAAAGAGAUCCCUAGAUUGUUUGUUGGCGGAUUGCCAGUUGGCAGAUUUAACGAUAUCAUUGAUGAAUAUAAGAACAAUGAGUUAAUUGCUCAUUUAAGAGAAAGUGGUAAGGGGUUGAUUAAUGUUAACUAA